AGCAGGAGGGGGAGGAAGAGGGGGAGGCGGUCUAUGGAGCGUUCACUUUGUCUGUCGGCGAUGGAGCACAGCCACAGCAUCCGCGCGGCGAGACACGGCGAGGAAUAAUGCCGCUCGAAACUAAUUGUUGCUUUUCAUAGGAAAAUAUCUCUUCCUUCCUUCCUUCCUUCCUUCCUUCUUUCUUUCCUUCUCCACCCUCUUGCUGGAUUCCACACAUCUGCAGCACCCUUGAUUGCCCGUUGCCAUCGUCGGAACCGGAGCGUACGGCGUGCUCAUCUGGGCUCCGUGCACAGCAGCGACCGUGCACACCCACUGCGUCUGCCAGUCAUGUGCGUGGUGGAUUAAAGACCGACCGAAAGGGACCUUUGUUUGCGCUCCAGACGAGGGAUUGUUAAAAAGAAGCAGGAUUGGGAAUAACAGAAGGCAGAAGCUCUCCAAUGACACGCAACUUAUCAACACUGUUGCAUGUCUCCACGGUCCAGCGGGUAGUUUGAUAGCAAUGAAGUCCCGACAGUGCAACAAAGUUCUCGUAUAUGGCGUGAAGAUGCAACUGGAAUCUCAAUGAUGUUCCGGACUCAGAGUUCCUCUUCAGCAUGACAUUUGGUUGAAGCGUCUGUUUGACACGCCGAAUCUACCGUCGAUUUUUUUUUUCUUUUCUCCGUCGAAAUUCUGCACCAGCUUCCCCUCUCAUCCGCACCAGACUCUCGGGUGUUUUUCCACUCGGUUCGGGGAGAUGGCCGCGAUCGCCAGCUCUCUGAUCCGCCAGAAGCGCCAGGCGAGGGAGUCCAACAGCGACCGGGUGUCCACGUCCAAGCGUCGGCCCAGCCCCAGCAAGGACCCCCGCUCUCUGUGCGAGCGGCAUUUUUUGGGGGUCUUCAGCAAAGUGCGCUUCUGCAGCGGCAAGAAACGACCCGUGCGCCGGCGACCAGAUGCACCCUCGAAACCUCCACAGGUGGCCCAUAAGGGCUGCAGGCUAGAGCCACAGCUGAAAGGCAUCGUGACACGACUGUUUAGCCAGCAGGGCUUCUACCUGCAGAUGAAGCCGGACGGAACCAUUGAUGGCAGCAAGGACGAGAACAGCGACAACACCCUGUUUAAUCUUAUUCCCGUGGGUCUGAGAGUGGUGGCCAUCCAGGGAGUGAAGAGUGGCUUCUACAUCGGCAUGAACGGCGAGGGAAUGCUCUACAGCUCUGAAAUGUUCACGCCAGAGUGCAAAUUCAAGGAGUCCGUUUUCGAGAACUACUAUGUGAUCUACUCGUCCACCGUGUACCGACAGCAGGAGUCGGGCCGGGCCUGGUUCCUGGGCCUCACCAAGGAGGGCCAAGUCAUGAAAGGCAAUCGGGUGAAGAAGACCAAACCUUCUUCUCACUUUGUACCAAGGCCCAUUGAAGUCUGCAUGUACCGCGAGCCGUCGCUGCACGAGAUCGAGGACAAACACCGCUCCCGCAAGAGCUCAGGGACCCCCACCAUGAACGGCGGCAAAGCAGUCAACCAGGACUCCUCAUAGCGAUGAAAGGGAGGGGCUUCCACUGAGGGGCUUGGCCUGAAUGCCCCCACUCUCACCUCAAAGGGGAGGGGCCGUAGGAAACUGCCCGAAUCGUAUGCACCAUCGCUGAAAUACGUAGAGGAGGAGGAGCUAUUACUGUACUCGUGACCAGAAGGGACAAAUUCUGAACCCUUGCCUGUGAAAACUUUUAGAAGAAUUACUAUGAAACAGAGUCAAACUAUAUAUGUAUAUCUAUAUAUAUCAACCUUUUCAAUCAGGACUUGACUGAUAUUUUAUGCAAGAAGAGCUGUGACGCAAUGGAUCAGAGGCCUCUCCUCACACAAACAUCUCUCAUUUACAUUUUAAAUGAUGCUGUGGGGGGGGGGGGGGGUCGUUGAUUAUGUGCUGACUUUUGAUAAGCAUUCUUUUCUAAAUACUCUCUUGUGUUAGAUUUGCCAAUAAUAAGCAGUCCAUCA
Messenger RNA from Syngnathus acus (greater pipefish), 1962 nucleotides. It is a transcript of the gene fgf12a, whose product is annotated as fibroblast growth factor 12a. Lineage: Eukaryota; Metazoa; Chordata; Actinopteri; Syngnathiformes; Syngnathidae. Gene Ontology annotation, molecular function: growth factor activity; fibroblast growth factor receptor binding. The record is from RefSeq and is a predicted model, not a curated record. Gene Ontology annotation, biological process: fibroblast growth factor receptor signaling pathway; positive regulation of protein phosphorylation; animal organ morphogenesis. The transcript has 6 exons. Bases 734 to 1507 code for a protein of 257 amino acids. Gene Ontology annotation, cellular component: cytoplasm.